CUCCGCGCGGCAGCUCGGUUCGCUUUGAGUGUGACACGGCCCGGCAACAUGGCGGCGCCCGGCAGGUGCUGCCUGCGGAGACUUCUGGCUCAGUUUCCCAGCUAUAUUUUUCCCAGGAUUGAUCAACGGAUCUCAGUAGUUUCCUGCCUCGGAAACAUACCGCUAUCCAUUAGACCCUAUGCUGCUGCUAAAACUGCAAAAAAAGGUUCAAAGGAUGCCAAGCAAAAAACUUCAAAUGCAGAGCCAGCAAAAAAAAAGAACACUUACAGACGAAAGUUAGCAAGCAAUCCAGUGGAUGAUGUGUAUUUAACAUGGUUGUAUGAAAGGCCAGUCUAUGAGGCAGAGGUGGCUGUGGACAUGCUGAAGAAGUUUCAGCAAUUGGACUUCACUUACCCAAAACAACAUGUAUAUGCGAACAUCACUCUGGAUAUGAUGCUAGAGAAGAAGAAAAAAGUGGAUCAGUUUGUCGGCACCAUUCUUCUACCAUAUCCUUUUGUAACUGAAAUCAAUAAAGUUAUGGUAUUCACAGAGAAAGCAGAAGAAAUUAAAAUAGCAAAAGAAAAUGGAGCUGCUUUUGCAGGAGGGACUGAAUUAAUCGAAAAGAUUUUGGAUGAUGAAAUCAAUGCAGAUUUUUACAUCGCCGUUCCUGAAAUAAUAGCAAAACUGCUACCUUUAAAAAACAAACUAAGAAAAAAAUUUCCAAAGACUAACAGAAAUUCUCUGGGCCGUGACAUUCCAAAAAUGCUGGAACUCUUUAAAGCGGGCCAUGAGUAUGUGGUAGAAGACGAGAAUCUUAUUGAGACAAGAAUAGGAACGCUGGAUAUGCCUAAUGAACAGAUAGUUGCCAAUCUGGAUGCAAUUAUUAAGGAUGUCUGUACGUACAAGCCAUUGAGCUAUGGCCCAUUUGUGCAACGCUUGGUUAUUCGAAGUUCAACGAGUGAAGGUUUAAAACUAAAUCUCAAGCGUUUUCUCCCUCAAGUAGAGGAAGUGGACAAAGAUGUUAAAGAAACAGAAGCGCCAAGAUAGCCUAUCAGUGUAUUAUACUGCAAAUUCUCUUAGCAUUUUAUGUUCAAGAAUCUCCAGGAGUAUUUAAAAAUGUGUUUUCCUAUUAAUUUGUUUGAUUACUCUCAGAAAUUGGUGGUGUAGCCCAGAUCUCAUCUUAAAAAAAAAAAAAAAAAAAAAAAAAAAAAAAGUUAAUAAAUGUCAUGUUUGAGAUUUUGUUUUUAAUUCCUGCAGUAUCAAAGGUAUCUUUAGACUUUGAAACACUUGACAUUUCCUCCAUAUGCAGGUGAAAGCUUCAUCAAGUUACGUUUGUUACACGUAUUGUGAUUUAACCAAAACUUACUUUAUUAUAAAUUUCCAUCAUUAUUGUAUAACCUUCCAGGGCAAUAGUCUCUUAAUUGUGCAUGCUUAAUUCUCCAUUACUGCUAAUGGGAAUGAUGGGCCCAAUCCUUCAAGGUGCUCUAUCCCGGUUGAAACCAGUGGGAAUAGAGUACUUGGCACUUUGCAGGAGGUGGGUAUGCUCUAUCCCGGUUGAAACUAGUGGGAAUAGAGUACUUGGCACUUUGCAGGAUUGGGUCCUGUGUAUGCUUUAAUGUACACUAGUUGCACUAGUUCAUUUUGUUGGCGAUAGAUGUAGGUUUACUAGACAGAAAUGGGUCAAAUUCCACACUCCGUAACACCAGUAUAAAAAUUAAUAACUCCACUGCAGUCAGUUGGUGUUACUCCUGAAAUUUGCUGGAAAUGUCAUUCUGCUCUGCACAUGAGGUUUACAGGGGGAAGGGAUUGCCAAGGAAGUAUAAGCUUUUCUUUGCACUUCUGUGAUACAUGGGCCUUUGAGUGAAGGAUAGCCCCUGGGAUAAGAAGUCCUUAUCUUUUGUUAAGAUUAAGACAUUCUGUUAAAGGAAGAGAGAGAGAUCACAUGGAUAUACAUAAAUAUCUUGGUUUCUUUUAGUUCUAAAACAGUUAACGACUGGAGCUCGGAUUCUAGGACCCUGCGAGGUGGCAGGGUACCAGAGCUGUAGCCUGAGACUGAACAUCUACACUGCAGUUAGACAGCCCCUUGGUCUGAGUUAACUGGCCUGGGCCAGCCACAGGUGUCUAACUGCAGUGUAGACAUACCCUGAGAAGCCUUAUCCCCCCGCCUUCCAUCUGACACUGUAGAAGUCCCCCCUUGCCUUGGGGGCUGGGCACAGCGAAGCCUGUGGUGGAGUGCUCUUCCUGAGGUCAUCUGUUUGCUUGCAGGGAUUUCCUUGCAUAAGAAUGACAAUAGUUAGCAUUCUCACAUAGAUUUCCCAUACAGACUCCUGUAACAUCCCUGGGGUUGUAGGACAUGUCUGA
Molecule: messenger RNA, 2340 nt
Organism: Trachemys scripta elegans
Lineage: Eukaryota; Metazoa; Chordata; Testudines; Emydidae
Gene: MRPL1
Product: mitochondrial ribosomal protein L1
Exons: 9
Coding region: 49-1026 (325 amino acids)
Source: RefSeq, a predicted model, not a curated record